AUGGACGGCAGACAAGAGAAGGAGAAACAUCCAAUAAUAACACCAGCACCGCCACAACCACCACCAUACCAAAGCCAAGUUCCCUCUCCUUCUUCCUCUUCCCACUCAAGCGGCGGCUGCACCACCCCUCCGACCAACGCCGCCGCUGCCCACAGUAGCAAAAGCAGCAGCGAGGGCCGGACUCGGAAGUGCAAGGGCAAGGGUGGCCCAGACAACAACAAAUUCAGAUACAGAGGUGUAAGGCAGCGCAGCUGGGGCAAAUGGGUCGCCGAGAUAAGAGAGCCAAGGAAGAGGACGAGGAAGUGGUUGGGGACCUUCUCCACCGCAGAGGACGCCGCUCGAGCCUACGACCGAGCCGCCACCGUGCUGUACGGACCUAGGGCUCAGCUCAACCUCGGCCCUUCUCCUUGCCAGAGGUCCGCCGCAGAGUCCACCUCCACUUCCACCACCACCACCACUCUCAGACCCAUCCUCCCUAAGCCUUCUCCUUACCACCAUCCCUUCAACUUCCACCACAAUGCUUCCCCUUCUCCUUGCAUGUUGCCACAUUUGCAGUGUACUGUUAACCAGUAUUAUCCAAUGGCUUCCUCCACAACUGAGCCUUACAUUCCUUUGCUUCAUACAAUUCCUCCUCCCUCAAAUUUGGCUACAGCUUCUUGUACCAACUUUUCCUCUCCUUUUCCUGCUCCUCCUCCGCCUCCUGCACCUCCUCUUACUACUACUACUCAUACUGCUGCUGCUGCUGCUGCUGCCACUGCUAAUGUGUCUCAACAUCAUAUUCCCUUGCCUCAUUCGUCUUUUUCUUCGAUUACAAGUAUGUACGAGGAGAUCAUUGGCUCCCUUGCCGGAUCGGUUGACUCAAGACUAUCUCUUUCUUCUUCUUCCAGCCCUGCCAUUACUGACAACAGUCCAAAGAUCGAAGGUGGUGGUCUUGCUUCAGAUCUGCCCAACACUCCUGCUUCUCCUGCAGGUGCAAUUCCUCAUUCACCAACAUCGAGCCUGUUGUGGCAUGACUAUGAUAACGCCAGCGUGCUGAACGCAUUACCUCCGAUGGACAGCAACCUCUAUUCACUGUGGGAUGACAGUGGAAAUUUUAUGUUCGAUCUGUGA
Messenger RNA from Nymphaea colorata (pocket water lily), 1110 nucleotides. Its product is annotated as ethylene-responsive transcription factor ABI4. Gene Ontology annotation, molecular function: DNA-binding transcription factor activity; transcription cis-regulatory region binding. The record is from RefSeq and is a predicted model, not a curated record. The coding region runs from base 1 to 1110 and encodes 369 amino acids. Gene Ontology annotation, cellular component: nucleus. NCBI's taxonomy places the organism in Eukaryota, Viridiplantae, Streptophyta, Magnoliopsida, Nymphaeales, Nymphaeaceae. Gene Ontology annotation, biological process: positive regulation of DNA-templated transcription; response to stress. The transcript has a single exon.